Molecule: messenger RNA, 1177 nt
Organism: Arachis stenosperma
Lineage: Eukaryota; Viridiplantae; Streptophyta; Magnoliopsida; Fabales; Fabaceae
Product: glutathione S-transferase U17-like
Exons: 3
Coding region: 221-913 (230 amino acids)
Biological process (GO): glutathione metabolic process
Cellular component (GO): cytoplasm
Molecular function (GO): glutathione transferase activity
Source: RefSeq, a predicted model, not a curated record
GAUUUGAUGCUCAUAUUUCAUCUGGCAUACAAUAUAUACAUAUAGAGAGAAUCUAAUGAUCGUGCAUGCUUCAUGGCACUGUACAAUGUUCUUAAAAGCUAUACAUACCAUGAUAUGGUGCAGGAAAACAAGGAGACCAACAAGUAGCUCGAGUAAAUUACUGUCAUACAUAUACCAAAAGUAGCUUAAAAGAGUUUUAACCUUAUUUCCUGAAUAAACCAUGACAAAGAGUGAAGUAAAGCUGUUGGGGGCAUGGUCUAGUCCAUUUGUUAUGAGGGCUCGGAUAGCUCUUAACAUCAAAUCAGUGAGCUAUGAGUUCCUUGAGGAGACAUUUCAACCUAAGAGUCAGCUCCUUCUUGAUUCCAACCCUGUUUACAAGAAAGUCCCUGUUCUCAUUAAUCAAGACAAACCUAUCUGCGAGUCCUUGAUCAUUGUGCAGUAUGUGGAUGAUGUCUGGUCCUCUGGCCCAUCCAUUCUCCCUUCUGAGCCUUACGACCGUGCCAUUGCACGCUUCUGGGCUACCUAUCUCGAUGACAAGUGGUACCCGACCUUGAGAUCUGUUAGAGGAGCAAAAGGAGAGGACGAGAGGAAGAAGCUGAUAAAGGAGGUCGGAGAAGGAUUGACAUUGCUUGAGGAUGCACUUAACAAGAUAAGCAGAGGCAAAGACUUCUUUGGUGGUGACCAAAUUGGUUACUUGGACAUUGCAUUUGGGUGCUUCUUGGGAUGGCUGAGGGUGACAGACUCACUCACUGGGGUGAAGUUGCUUGACCAAGUUAAGACACCUUGUUUGGUGAGAUGGGCUGAGAGGUUCUGUGCACAUGGUGCUGUCAAAGAUGUUAUGCCACAAACAGAGAAGCUUGUUGAGUUUGCUAAGAUGUUAAUGGCCAAAAUGGCUGCUUCUACUCCAAAUUAAAAAGUUCCUUAUACAAGGUAGCAGGGAACUUAUUCUAUGCCAUGCUUCAUGAAAUUCUAAUGUAGUAGGAAAUUGGAAGAUCCGAAUAUGAAUAAUGUUUUUCAUGAUUUUAGUUUCAUGUUAAUUUCUUGUCACAGAAAUGCGAUAAUAAUUUACUCCGAUGAGCAAACUCUUACUGUAGUGGGAACUAGGGUCAUGCUAAUGCAAAAUAAGAACCUAUAUAUUAGUUAGAUUUUAUUCUAUACACUAGACAAAAAAAUAUGC